Molecule: messenger RNA, 1156 nt
Organism: Lathyrus oleraceus (garden pea)
Lineage: Eukaryota; Viridiplantae; Streptophyta; Magnoliopsida; Fabales; Fabaceae
Product: probable protein phosphatase 2C 39
Exons: 5
Coding region: 98-949 (283 amino acids)
Biological process (GO): protein dephosphorylation
Molecular function (GO): cation binding; protein serine/threonine phosphatase activity
Source: RefSeq, a predicted model, not a curated record
CUCUCUCUCUCUCUCUCUCUAUAUAUAUAUAUAUAUAUAUAUAUAUAUAUAUAUAUAUAUAUAUAUAUAUAUACCCUUCCACUUCCACAACUUAACUAUGACCGGCGGCAAAGAAAUCCUCCAUAAGAUGAAGGAAAAAGUUUUGGGACCAUCUGAUCCAGACUUAGGGAAAGGAAAAAGCAAGAUGUCAAAGCAUGUAACUCAUGGCUUUCACUUGGUAAAGGGAAGAUCAAAUCAUGCCAUGGAAGACUACGUCGUUGCUGAAUUCAAACAUGUUGAUGACAAUGAGUUGGGUUUAUUUGCAAUAUUCGACGGUCACGCAGGUCACACUGUGCCUGAUUACUUGCGUUCUCAUUUGUUCGAUAAUAUCAUAAAUGAGCCUGAUUUUUGGACUGAUCCUGCGGAUAGUGUGAAGAGAGCAUAUAGCGAAACUGAUUCAACUAUUUUAGAGAAAUCAGGUGAAUUGGGCAGAGGAGGUUCAACUGCAGUUACAGCAAUACUGAUCAACUGUCGGAAGCUAGUAGUGGCUAAUAUUGGUGAUUCUCGAGCUGUCUUGUGCGAGAAUGGAGUUGCUAUACCACUGUCAGUGGAUCAUGAACCAACAACAGAAAGUGAUGAUAUAAAAAAUAGAGGUGGUUUUGUAUCUAACUUCCCAGGGGAUGUUGCACGCGUUGAUGGGCAGUUAGCAGUGUCUCGGGCAUUUGGCGACAAAACUCUUAAGAUACACAUGACUUCAGAGCCACAUAUGACAGUGAAGAUGAUAGAUGAUGGCGGAGAGUUUGUUAUAUUAGCCAGUGAUGGGUUAUGGAAGGUCAUGUCAAAUCAAGAAGCAGUUGAUGCUAUCAAAGAUAUCAAGGAUGCUCGAUCUGCAGCAAAGCACCUUACUGAAGAAGCGCUUAACAGGAAAAGCUCAGAUGAUAUCUCUUGCAUUGUUGUGAGGUUUCACUGAUAUAUGCAAAAUAUACAUUUGUAGAUUUUUAAUCUACAAGCUUUUGUGUAGAUAUAGAUAAAUGUUGAUAUCCAUUGAGAUGUUAUUCUGCUCAAGCAUAAGUAUGUGGUCUCUUUUUUUUAACUGCUUUCAUCCAAACCAACUUAGAUAUUGUGUUGUUUAAUGUAACAAUUCUAGAAAUAUUGAGUAGAUUUGUUAAUUGCCAAA